CAGAACAUGUAGUUUUACUGGCGUUUACCUGUAUUGCGAGUUUGUUUGGAAACUAACGGCACGCCCGCCGGCGCUAGAAUGAGUUACGAACAACGGAGAGGAUGGGGACGGGGUCGGGGUGGACGAGGUGGUAGAGGUAGGGGGUCUUCAUCCCAGUAUGAUGCGGGUCCUUCCAGUGCAGGCGCUGGAGGCGGUAGAGAUAAACCGCCUCCUCAUCUGAGAGGCCGGGAUAUCGGACUGUGGUAUGCCAGGAGACAGGGCCAGAAGAGCAAAGACAGGGAGAGGAUGGAGAGAGCUGUUGUGCGAAUGGAUGAAUCCAGAGAGGAACACAUCACAAGACUUCUAAACUCUGUGCAGACAUCAUGUAACAACCAACAGCAGGCACCGUAUGAAGACACUUGGUGGUCUGCUGAGAAUGAAAGGAACAGCCCUAGUCCUCCACCAAGAAGAGCAACAGUAAAUGAAAAGAAAUGCCAGGAACGGAAUACUCCAUUGGUCAGUCAAGAAAAGGAAACCAGCAGUGAUUUGGAUCGCCAACUCCAGGAAGAGCUGCAGAAAAAAAGAACAGACUUUAGAUAUGUAGAGAUGCAGAGAUUUCGAGAAAAACUGCCAUCGUAUAGCAUGAAAGAGGAGAUAACGAAAGUCAUAAAUGCAAAUCAAGUGACUGUUAUUAGUGGAGAAACUGGUUGUGGGAAGACAACACAAGUAACACAGUUUAUUUUGGAUGACCAUAUUACUAGAGGAAAAGGCUCGAAGUGUCACAUUGUGUGCACACAACCAAGGAGGAUCAGUGCGAUUUCAGUUGCAGAGCGUGUGGCAUCAGAGAGAGCUGAGCAAUGUGGAAAAGGGAAUAGCACUGGUUACCAAAUCCGACUUGAAAGUCAGUUACCACGGAAACAAGGCUCUAUUUUGUACUGCACAACCGGCAUAGUUCUACAAUGGCUCCAAUCAGACCAGAAACUGACCAAUGUCAGUCACGUCGUAAUAGAUGAAAUCCACGAGAGAAACUUGCAAUCUGACGUUCUCAUGGCAAUAGUGAAAGAUCUUCUAAUUCAUCGAAAAGAUCUCAAAGUCAUAUUGAUGAGUGCUACUUUAAAUGCUGAAAAGUUUUCACAGUAUUUUGACAACUGUCCAAUGCUCCAUAUCCCUGGAUUUACUUACCCUGUUAAAGAGUAUCUUUUGGAAGAUGUAAUUGAAGCGUUAGGAUAUUUUCCUAAGGACUCAGACAAAAGACCUCGGUGGAAAAAACGUUUUAUGCAGUGGAGCAUGGAGCGUCCAGAAAAAGAAGAAAAGGAAGCAAUAUAUCAGGAACGUUGGCCAGAAUAUGUUCAGACGCUCAAGGGAAGAUACUCUACAAGUACCAUUGAUGCCCUGGAGCUCAUAGACGAUGAAAAGAUCGAUCUUGACCUGGUUGCAGAGCUCAUCAGACAUAUUGUUUUAAAACGAGAGGAUGGUGCUAUUUUGGUAUUUCUACCAGGAUGGGAUAAUAUCAGCACUCUACAUGAUAUAUUGAUGUCCCAGGUCAUGUUUAAAUCAGACAGAUUUAUUAUUAUCCCUUUGCACUCUUUAAUGCCUACCGUAAACCAGACACAGGUUUUUAAAAAGCCCCCUCCUGGAGUCCGUAAAAUUGUAAUAGCAACCAAUAUUGCAGAGACUAGCAUUACGAUAGAUGAUAUAGUGCAUGUCAUAGAUGGCGGCAAAAUAAAGGAAACGCACUACGACACACACAAUAACAUCAGCACGAUGACCGCGGAAUGGGUUAGCCAUGCGAAUGCCAAGCAAAGGAAAGGUCGUGCAGGCAGAGUCCAGCCAGGUUACUGUUAUCACUUGUACAACGGUCUGCGAGAGAGUCUGCUUGAUGAUUAUCAGCUUCCAGAAAUUGUCAGAACACCUUUGGAAGAACUUUGCCUGCAGAUUAAGAUCUUAAAUCUUGGGGGUAUUGCCCACUUCCUUGAAAAGUUAAUGGACCCACCAUCUCAAAGAGCUACAUGUCUGGCAAUAAACCAUCUAUUGGAGUUGAAUGCUCUAGAUAAGCGUGAGGAACUGACUCCCCUUGGUUUCCAUUUGGCACGAUUACCUGUUGAACCACAUAUUGGGAAAAUGAUCCUGUUUGGAGCCUUGUUCUGCUGUUUAGAUCCUGUACUGACCAUUGCGGCUAGCCUCAGCUUUAAAGAUCCAUUUAUCAUUCCUUUGGGAAAGGAGAAGAUUGCCGAUGCAAGAAGAAGAGAGUUAUCUAAAAAUUCUAAAAGUGACCAUCUGACUGUGUUGAAUGCGUUUCUGGGCUGGGAGGAAUCCAAAUGGUGUGGUCCCAGAGCAGAGAGAGAAUACUGUUGGGAAAAUUUUCUGUCUUCUAACACACUCAAGAUGUUGAGUAAUAUGAAAGAACAAUUUGCUGAACAUCUGCUUGGAGCAGGCUUUGUGAGCAGUAGAAAUCCAAAAGACAUAAAAUCUAAUCACAAUUCAGGCAAUGAGAAACUCAUUAAGGCAGUGAUGUGUGCUGGCUUAUAUCCAAAAGUGGCCAAGAUUCGGCCCAGCUUCAGCAAAAAGAGGCAGAUGGUAAAAGUGUAUACAAAAUCUGAUGGCAAGGUUAACAUUCAUCCGAAGUCUGUCAAUGCAGAAGAGAGAGAGUUCCACUAUACUUGGUUGGUCUACCAUCUGAAGAUGAGAACAAGCAGCAUUUACUUGUACGAUUGUACAGAAGUCUCACCGUACUCCCUGCUUUUCUUUGGUGGAGAAAUUUCUAUCCAGAAGGACAAAGACCAAGAUACUAUAGCUGUUGACGAAUGGAUAGUAUUCCAGUCCCCUGCUAGAAUAGCACAUCUAGUUAAGGAUUUGAAGGCGGAACUUGAUAUUCUUUUACAAGAGAAGAUUGAAAAGCCUCAGCCUGUGGACUGGAAUGAGACAAAAUCCAGAGAUUGUGCUGUCCUCUCGGCUAUCAUUGACCUUAUAACCACACAAGAAAGCGCGCAAACUAAGAACUUUGCACCUCGCUUCCAGGAAGAAUAUUGCAACUGAUUGGGAGCAAUCCUCUUGCAGCAAGAAACUACUAUUCUCAAACUUUUUUUUUAUUAUUAUUAUUAUUUAUAAUCCUAGCGCUGUUGGAAAUAUCUAGUCAGCCGAGCGCAGCGCUGUCUUAAUGAAAGGUGCCAUGUUUAUUAGCUGCAACUUAUUCAGACUCCAACAUGAUUGCGGAAUUCACUUCUUGGAGCCGGUGAGACAAUGGACAAUGGUACCUUGUGUUACUGGCGCUGCCAUUGCUAUCCUAAGCCUGAAGGCUGAGCUGUACAUAACUUGCUCAAUGCUUUUCAUUUCCAUAAACUAAAUAGUUUUACACAAUUUCUGUUUUGUUCUUCCUGGAAUGUACUAUAAUAGUAUAUGUGUAUUCUGGAAUAUUGGCAGGUUGUGACAGAAGAAUUAAAAACUCCCAUUCCA
Molecule: messenger RNA, 3432 nt
Organism: Spea bombifrons (plains spadefoot toad)
Lineage: Eukaryota; Metazoa; Chordata; Amphibia; Anura; Pelobatidae
Gene: DHX36
Product: DEAH-box helicase 36
Exons: 25
Coding region: 79-3015 (978 amino acids)
Cellular component (GO): intracellular anatomical structure; nucleus; cytoplasm
Molecular function (GO): DNA helicase activity; G-quadruplex RNA binding; ATP binding
Source: RefSeq, a predicted model, not a curated record